AUGCAGAACUUGUUUAACCGACAUAAGAGGAAGCACGAUGAGGGUGCCGGGUCUGAGGACCGACACAAGAAACAGAAGAAUCACAACUGCACAUUCUCACAAUAUCAGAGCCACUACGGAGAAGCAUCGCGGAUAUCCAAAUCCAUGGAAAGAACGAGACUCGAUUCUUCACGUCCUUCAGAUGUCUCAUCAACCCCAGCUCAGUCUCGAAAGAUUGCCAAUCUCAUCAGAGCACUCGAUGAAGCACUGGAGGAAGAUGGAAUGGAUCACACGUUGGAUCUGCUUGGAAAUGAAACCCUCAGUCGCUGCCUAGAUCUACGAACAUCCCUCGGCGCAGCUAGAUCUAUAAUCGAAGCCUCAUCUGCCGGGCCAUUACUUCGAGAGCAAAGAUCACAUGAUUUCUUCAGUGUUCCAACCCCCCCAAGCAAUAACUAUUCUGCCCUAUUCGUCGAACCCUGGAAGUCUUCCACGAUAGCCAGAGAGCGGCCUCCUCUCCCGAAAGUGCUCGACCCAACCCUUGAAGAGUCCUCAUUCAUCCAUCAAGGUAGUACCAAUGGCAAGCCCACAGAACUGAAUUACGAACGUCUCGAAUGGGUCGGCGACGCAUACAUCGAGCUCUUCGCAACGCUUCUCAUAUCCCAAACUUUCCCUAACCUCGGACCAGGCAAAUGCUCACAACUUCGCGAGAGACUGGUCAAGAACUCCACACUGGCCGAGCUCUCAGUAUACUACGGAUUCGAUAAACGCCUCCGAAUGCCACCAGUCAAGCCAGGUCAGCCCGAAGACCGACGCAAGGUACUGGGUGAUGUUUUCGAAGCCUACGUUGCGGCAGUCAUCCUGUCCGAUCCAGCGCAUGGUUUGAAGACGGCCGCGGAAUGGCUCAAGGAUCUCUGGGGAAUGGUGCUCGUGAAGGACAUUAUCGAGGAGGAGAGGAAUGGUCUGAAGCUGGACAGCCCGCUGUGGAAACUGCGCAGCAAGUUGGCAGCUACGGACGACGCAGUGGUCAAAGCGGAUGCUCUGGACCUCUCUACCCCGAAAGACAAGUUGCAAAAAUUGCUGGGUGUGAAGGGAGUCAAGCUUGAGUACAAGGAUGCAGGACCGGAGAAGAAGGACCCCAAUACAAAAUUGCCCAUAUUCACAGUUGGCGUGUAUCUCACCGGACUUGGAGAGAGGGGAAAGAUGCUGGGUAUUGGAAAGGCUGGAGGCAAGAAGGACGCGGGUGCGAAAGCUGCUUCCAACGCUCUACUGAACAAGAAACUGAUGCAGGUAUACAUCGAAAAGAAGAAGUUGGUCGAGGCACAGUUGCAGGUGGAGGCUGCUGCCCUUCUGGACCGGGGUGGUUCUUGA
Molecule: messenger RNA, 1347 nt
Organism: Drepanopeziza brunnea f. sp. 'multigermtubi' MB_m1
Lineage: Eukaryota; Fungi; Ascomycota; Leotiomycetes; Helotiales; Drepanopezizaceae
Source: RefSeq, a predicted model, not a curated record